Messenger RNA from Fraxinus pennsylvanica, 876 nucleotides. The record is from the annotation of a GenBank genome assembly. NCBI's taxonomy places the organism in Eukaryota, Viridiplantae, Streptophyta, Magnoliopsida, Lamiales, Oleaceae.
AUGGAUUCUGAUACUGCGGAUCAGGACGAUGGGGAAAAGUUCGUGGAGGUCGACCCAACCAGACGAUAUGGCCGGUACGAUGAGCUUCUUGGUGCCGGGGCGGUGAAAAGGGUGUACAGAGCAUUUGAUCAAGAAGAAGGCAUUGAGGUGGCUUGGAACCAAGUCAAAUUACGAAAAUUUUCCAAUGAUGAAGCAAUGAUCAACCGGUUAUACUCCGAGGUUCAGUUGUUGAGGAAAUUUAAGGACAAAAAUAUUAUCUCGUUGUACUCUGUGUGGAGAGAUCCAGCGAAAAACACAUUGAAUUUCAUUACUGAGGUUUGUACUUCGGGGGAUUUGAGGGAGUACAGGAAAAAGCACAAACACGUGUCGAUCAAGGCAUUGAAGAAGUGGUCUAAGCAAAUUCUCAAGGGCUUAGACUAUUUGCAUACUCACAAGCCCUGUGUCAUUCACAGAGAUCUCAACUGUAGCAAUGUCUUCAUUAAUGGUAACACCGGUCAGGUGAAAAUUGGUGACCUUGGGUUGGCAACAAUGGUUGGGAAGAGCCACGCAGCACAUUCACUACUCGGAACACCUGAAUUCAUGGCACCAGAGCUAUACGAGGAGAAUUACACAGAGCUGGUUGAUAUCUAUUCAUUUGGGAUGUGCUUGCUUGAGAUGGUGACUCGAGAAUUACCCUACAACGAGUGUGACAAUGUUGCCAAGAUAUACAAAAAGGUUACAUCCGGGGUGAGGCCUCGUGCCUUGGAUAAAGUCAAAGACUCCGAAGUGAAGGCAUUCAUCGAGAUGUGUCUUGCACAGCCUAGGGCUAGACCUUCGGCAUCCGAUCUUCUUAAGGAUCCCUUCUUUGCUGACAUUCAUGAUGAUGACGAUAAUUAA